GAGCGCGGCGAGCUGAGGCGCCUGCUCAGAGCGCACGCGGUGCGGGGAGGCACGGCCGCGCGCUCGAGCAUGGCGGCGGCGGCGCUGGGCAGUUCCUGUGGGUCCGCGUCCCCGGCGGUGGCCGAGCUCUGUCAGAACACCCCGGAGACCUUCCUGGAGGCCUCCAAGCUGCUGCUCACCUACGCGGACAACAUCCUCAGAAACCCUAAUGAUGAAAAAUAUAGAUCUAUCCGGAUUGGAAACACAACUUUUUCUACUCGACUCUUGCCUGUCAGAGGAGCUGUUGAAUGUUUAUUUGAAAUGGGCUUUGAAGAGGGAGAAACCCAUCUUAUCUUUCCUAAAAAAGCUUCAGUGGAGCAGCUGCAAAAAAUUCGUGACCUGAUUGCCAUAGAGAGAAGUAGCCGAUUGGAUGGAUCAGACAAGAGCCACAAAGCAGAAUUGUCUCAGCAACUUGCAGCCAGCACCCAGCUUCCUACAGCGCAGCCGUCCGGUCCUAAUGGGCUGACCCAGCAUCCAGGGAACAGUGAAGGGCGGUCAUCAAACCCACCGUCCACUCCAAUGGUUACUGGUGAUUCAAUCAUUCUAAAAGCUCUUCAGUCCAACCUUCAGCAUGUACUGGUCUAUGAGAAUCUUGCUGUCCAGGAGAAAGUGCUGGCUUGUAUUCCAGUCCAAGAACUAAAAAGGAGAUCACAAGAAAAGUUAUCUAGAGCUAGAAAAUUGGAUAAAGGUACUAAUGUAAGCGAAGAGGACUUUCUUUUGCUGGAGCUUUUACACUGGUUUAAGGAAGAAUUUUUUCACUGGGUGGAUGACAUUUUGUGCAGCAAAUGUGGUGGCCAGACUAAGUCUAGAGGCAAAUCAUUGUUCCCCAGUGAUGAUGAGCGGAAGUGGGGUGCAAACAGAGUGGAAGAUCAUUACUGUGACGCCUGCCACUUCAGCAAUCGAUUUCCAAGGUAUAAUAAUCCCGAGAAACUUCUGGAAACAAGAUGUGGACGGUGCGGGGAGUGGGCCAAUUGUUUCACACUGUGCUGCAGAGCCCUGGGCUUCGAGGCCCGCUACGUCUGGGAUUACACAGACCACGUCUGGACAGAAGUGUACUCCCCUUCUCAGCAGCGGUGGCUGCACUGUGACGCGUGUGAAGACGUCUGUGACAAGCCCCUCCUCUAUGAGAUCGGCUGGGGCAAGAAGCUGUCCUACAUCAUCGCAUUUUCUAAAGAUGAGGUGGUGGAUGUCACUUGGCGAUAUUCUUGUAAACAUGCGGAGGUAAUCUCCAGAAGAACUGAAAUUAAAGAAGAGUUACUUCGAGAAACUAUUAAUACACUUAAUAAGCAGAGGCAGAUAUCUUUGUCAGAAAACAGAAGAAAAGAACUUCUCCAGAGGAUCAUUGUGGAGCUUGUUGAAUUUAUAUCUCCCAAAAGCCCUAAGCCUGGAGAACUUGGAGGAAGGAUAUCUGGGUCCUUGGCGUGGAGAGUAGCCCGAGGUGAAACGGGUCCAGAGAGUAAAGAAAUCCUGUUCAUCCCCUCUGAAAACGAGAAGAUUUCUAAACAGCUCCACCUUUGCUAUAAUAUAGUAAAAAAUCAUUAUGUCCGCAUUUCAAGUAAUAACCAAACCAUUUCUGGAUGGGAGAAUGGUGUGUGGAGAAUGGAAUCCAUAUUCAGAAAAGUUGAAACAGACUGGAACAUGGUGUAUUUAACCCGAAAGGAAGGAUCGUCUUAUGCUUACAUUUCCUGGAAGUUUGAAUGUGGGUCAAUUGGCCUCAACGUAGAUAGCAUUUCCAUUAGGACAAGUAGCCAGACCUUUGAGACAGGAACAGUACAGUGGAAAUUGAGAUCUGAUACAGCACAAGUAGAGCUGGCGGGCGAUAAAAUUCUUCGCUCCUAUCAUGAUUUUUCUGGUGCCACUGAAGUUAUUUUGGAAGCAGAAUUAAGCAGAGGAGAUGGUGUUGUUGCUUGGCAACACACCCAGCUGUUUAGACAAAGCUUAAAUGACCCUGAAGAAAAUUGUUUGGAGAUAAUUAUAAAAUUCAGUGACCUUUGAGAACCUGAACAUUAUAGAAAAGCUGGCAAUAAUCAAGGACAUAGCAUGUUCUAAAGUAGUCUCUUGGUUCCCUGCAUGCUUAGAUGGCAGUGUUCUACCCCCUGCUAGCAUAUUUCCUUGUUGGCUAUCCAUCGUGUUAACCCUCAUGAAAAUGUAUCUUUUUACUGUGGACCCUAAUGAAACCUUGAAUUAAAAGCUUCCUUCCAUAUGUGA
Molecule: messenger RNA, 2247 nt
Organism: Eubalaena glacialis (North Atlantic right whale)
Lineage: Eukaryota; Metazoa; Chordata; Mammalia; Artiodactyla; Balaenidae
Gene: NGLY1
Product: N-glycanase 1
Exons: 12
Coding region: 70-2034 (654 amino acids)
Biological process (GO): glycoprotein catabolic process; protein deglycosylation; protein quality control for misfolded or incompletely synthesized proteins
Cellular component (GO): cytoplasm; cytosol; nucleus
Molecular function (GO): peptide-N4-(N-acetyl-beta-glucosaminyl)asparagine amidase activity
Source: RefSeq, a predicted model, not a curated record